This is a messenger RNA of Oncorhynchus gorbuscha (pink salmon), 3905 nucleotides long. It is a transcript of the gene armc2, whose product is annotated as armadillo repeat containing 2. The transcript is spliced from 19 exons. Lineage: Eukaryota; Metazoa; Chordata; Actinopteri; Salmoniformes; Salmonidae. Gene Ontology annotation, biological process: sperm axoneme assembly; cilium organization. Bases 268 to 2892 code for a protein of 874 amino acids. The record is from RefSeq and is a predicted model, not a curated record. Gene Ontology annotation, molecular function: protein binding.
GUAAGGCUCGUGCCCGAGACUCGACGACGUCAGGCAGUCGUUUGCCUGCAACCUCUACAAACUCACUUGCAUCAAACUUGAAAAGCAAUGCAUUUCCCUGUUUGGCUGUAGCUAGAAGUGUCGUCUCAAAAUCGGCCAUUCAUUUUAAAGGUGAUCACCAGUAAACGUAAAUACACCCAGGCAAAACCCACUUCAGUGAUGAAAUCAUUCUCAUAAAGUAAUUCUCCUGACCUCAUCCCUGGUCCUGCUGGCAACAACCAUCACAAAAUGUCUUCUUUGGAGAGGAAGCGUGAGAAACACAGCCCUUUCACCCUGAACCCUGACCCUCGGAGGAAGACCAGCGCAGAGAUCGUCACCGAGGCUAGGCACUCUCUGAGGACCCUGCGCACCCAGCGACCUUUUACCCCUCGAGACAACCACAGACAGUUGUUUGGAGAGACCUCUCGAACCCAAGACAGUCGACCUCCCUCUACAUUCAGCCUCUACGCUCGGAACUUUGAAGUGCCAGACUCCAGACCGGGUUCUGGAACUCGCCUGUCUCCUCUGGAACAUAAGCCCAGGUUGCCAGUGGCCCAGGAUGAGGACCCAGAUCCCGUCAGCCCCAUGGCCCUCCCCAACCCCCCCUCUGACCCCCUGGAGCUGAAGAGGGGGGCGGUGGGUGCGAGGGCACGCCUUUUUAGAGCUGGCUCUCUGACAACACUCCCACCUGUGGCACGGCCAACAGAAGGAAGUCUAAGAAGGGAGAGACAAAAUUGCAAAAGCGAUGGAGAGAUUGGAGUAAGGGAGAGUGUAAAUUCAGUCUCCAGCCCAGAGCAGAGAGAGCUGUCAGCUAAGGGAAGAGGCAUGAGAGCCCUUUAUGUUGAGCCUACUGAUCGAGAGAGGAGAGACAAGGAUAGUGGAGGACCCUCAAAACCUGCCCCACCCAGGACCAAUAGUGUAAGUGGACUCAGGUUCCAUGGUGGUGUUGACUCAUCUAUUAGACCAGGCGAAGGAACAGGAGCAGGAGCCGGGGCCAGAACAGAGUUAGGAACAGAGUUAUGCAACGGAGACAGACCAGCCAGCCAGGAGGCUGAGGACGAAUCAGUGGUGUGGAAUGUUAAGAUUUUCCCUCUGUUGCAAGAGCUGGAGUCCAUCGCUGCAGGUGGAUCCGAGGAUGCCGUGGAGCGGCUGUGUGACGCGUGUGACUGUCUCCAUGGCGCCCUGGCAGAGCAAGGCAUGCUGGGCCGGCGUUGCAGGAAGAGAGCGGGACUUCUUAGGGCGCUGUUCUGCCUCAUCGACCUCAAUUCCGCACAACUCAACCUGCAGCUCGCCAAACUCACCCUAGAGCUGAACGUCAGUGGAAAAAAUCUGCUGAACAUCUGUAAACUCAUCUUCAAGAUCAGCCGCAGUGAGAGCAAUGAUAUCCUCUUCCAGAACAACUCCAUCAUAGAUUCGCUGCUGUGUAUGCUGCGCUGUGAGGAUGUGUGUGUGUCUGGGGAGGCUGUGUUGUACUGUGUGGGCACUCUGAAGUUCCUCUCAGGGAACUCUGCCCUCCUCAGGCUCCUAUUGGCCAAGGACUGUGUGGGUGUGGCCACCCUGCUCAUACAGAAGCUCCACCCACUGUCCCAACCUGACCACACUCAGUUCACCAUCGGAGGACACAUCCAUGUACAGUUGACAGCAACCCUGAGGAACCUGGCUGACCUCCCCGAGUCCCGCCCCCUUUUCAUCUCCCACGGCACCCUGGCAGAACUGUGCCUGGUGCUGCGCCAUCACCACGGAGACCAGGACAUCUGCACCAACAUUGCCAGGGUGUUCAGUAAACUGUCCUCCUACUCUGAGUGCUGCCUGGUUCUGGCCCAGACCCCGGGCUGCUACACACUAUUUAUAGAACUGUUGAGCAAACACCAGUGGAAACAGGACCUGGUGGUGCGUCUGCUCUUCACUCUGGGUAACCUAACGUCUCGGAGCAGUGAGGCCAGAAAGCACCUCUUCACGGCUGAGGGAUGUAUGUCCGUGCUCCUGGGGCUCUACCACACCUACCACGGGAGGUGGGACCCACCGCCCGCACACACACCCCGCACACCUCCAGCCAGGGACACCUGUAACCCCUGCACCCCUUUCUUGGGAUGGUGGGAGAGCAAGGACGUGCUGGUGAAGCUGGUCAGGGUACUGGCUAAUAUGUCCAUCCACCCUGCAGUGGGACCGACCCUGGCAGCUAACACAGACCUAAUACAUUACCUGCUGAACACACUGGAGCUCAGGUCCAUGCAGGAAAGUGAGGAGCUUCUGGUGAACGUGGCUGCCACCAUCAACAACCUGUCCUUUUAUCAGGAAGACAGCUCAGUGGUCAGAAACAGAGGACUCACUGUUGCCAAGUUGUUGUUGAAGCUGCUCCUCAGCUCCAGUAUUGAUGGGAUGCUGGAGGCCACGCAUGUGUUUGGCAACCUGUCCCAGUCCAGGGAGGUUUGUGACUUCAUCAUACAAAACAACGUGUACCAAUUUAUGGUGACUUUGUUGGACUCUAAGAGCCCAGAUGUGUGUUUCUCAGCCUGUGGGGUCCUCACUAACCUGGCCCUGAACCCCCCCAGCAGAACCACCCUCACACAGGAGGGAGCACACACCAAGCUGGCAGACUGUCUGAGGGACUUUGGGCCAGUGGACUGGCAGCUGGCUGGCCUGGUGUGUCAGACCCUGUGGAACCUCACUGAGGAGGGGGGGACUGAGACAGUGAUGAACAACCAGGAAAGAGAGGCACUGCUAGAGGUCCUAACACUAUACCUAAACGAGGAGGACGCGCUGCAGUGGACCUCUGGUGAUGACAUGAGGGACUUCCACCGAUUAUGCUGGGAGUUGGAGUUCCUGCCUGUGGCUAAGCGGCUGAGGGACAGGAUCCAGACUCAGACUGACUAACAUGACUAUCUUCUUACUCUGAUUGUCACAAAUGGCGCCCUGUUACCUGUAUAGUUCACUGACUUUGACCAGGGUCCAUAGACUCUGGUCUAAAGUAGUGCACUAUAUAGCGAAUAAGGUGCCAUUUGAGAUGCACAAUGUCUCACUCCCUAGUGUGACCUCUUUGCAAUGUCCUCUCCUUUCUCCUUGUUGUGCCUUGCUAUACUGACACCUCUCUAAAGUCACUCUAUGCUACUACCACUCUUCAGCUACUACCCCUCUCACUAAUUAUAUGCAUAAGUAUUUAGUUAUAGGCUAUAGGUCUAAUUUUUUUCCUGGUUAAGUCACAUGAUCAUGAAAAACUCCAGGCCCAUACCCAAGACCUACUGAAUGUCUACCUGACAUGUAUGACAAACUGUUUACACUUUAAAUAACAGAAAUUAUCAUUUUUAGGUUGUAUCUUAUGUAUACUGUAAAUGGUUGUGAUUUUGUCAUAAGCUACUCUUGUUAACAUACGAGUAGAAUUGUAAUUUGUCUCUGUGGUGAUAAAGUAAAUGUUUCUCCUUAUGGCUGGUUAAGACAUUGUUAGGCCUAGAUUUAAUCAGAUCAAGCGUUAACCGGCGAUAUCGACACCCACGUAGCUGAUGUUUUUGCGGUGUCGGAGGUGCAACUGCGUUGAAGUUGUCUAAGCAGCUGCUCCUGAUCAAUGUUGCGAAGCCACACCCAUUAGAAGUUCAGAACAAGAAAGUAUAGGCUAUAUGGAACUAAUGACGCAUAAAUUGAUUCGAUUAAAUGAGGAUUUAUAUCUCACAUUCCGGUUUUUGAACUUUAUAUUUACAAGGCUGCAUGAGAUUUCUCUUAAUUCGACUCCGUGUAGCUCUCGUGUCUCCCAUUUUUUAUGUUGCGUUACCGCGCUUUGAAAUGAACAGCUCUAAGUUGAAUAAAAUAAUAUUAUGUCGGCUAAAGUGGAUCUGGUCGAAUAGAGCCCUAAAUCUGUGAACCGCUGUACACAAACAAAACAGAAAAGUAUUGUA